GAACACUUCUGUCACAGUGCAUUUUGAUAUAGUACACAGUAGCAUAUAUGUCUAGUAUAUAGGGAUGCACUGAUGUUUUGCCAGUUUGUUCUCAACCGGUCCUCGCCCUUCUCAGUCUCUUUUGUCAGGGUUGAAUGUGUCCCUCUGACAACACCCUUGGCCCCAGCCUUGAGAUGGUGUUCUUUCUCUGCUGGACACCGUACAACAUCACACUCUAGUGGACACACUUAUUUCUAAUGUCACCUGUGGAGUCAGAGCAGCCCUCGGGAAAGCCAUAGUUGUCACAUGUUCUUUGGGUUACCCCCACUGCAGCCUCAAUCCUAUCCUGUAUGCCUUUGUGGGUGUGAAGUUUCGACGCCAGCUCCUGGACAUUUUAAGGUUUCACUCAUGACCGAAGAGGACAUUUAUACCUUUACAGGAGUUGGUCUCCUCGAAGGCCUAGAUGACUUGUAUGACAACACCUCUUAUGGAUAUGACGACUGCUGUAAUCAGGGGGAUGUCUGUGACCUGAAUGAAGGCAUGCAUUUUCAGGCGGUGUUCAUCCCGGUUCUGUACUCGGUGACCUUCAUUGUGGGUGUGCUGGGAAAUGGAGUGCUGCUGGGAGUUCUCGCUCGGAGCAGGAAGGCCUGGAGUGUGACAGACACCUUCAUUCUCCACCUGGGUGUGGCCGAUGUCCUGCUGCUGCUUACAUUGCCCCUCUAUGCCGCUCAGGCUGCUCAGGAUGACGGAUGGACCUUUGGCACCCCCCUCUGCAAGAUCACGGGAGCUGUUUUUACGAUCAAUUUCUACUGUGGGAUCUUUCUCCUGGCCUGCAUCAGUCUGGACCGGUACCUCUCCAUUGUCCACGCCACACAGAUGUACUCCAGCAAGAAGCCCUGGGUUGUUCACAUCAGCUGUUCGACAGUGUGGAUCUUCUCUGUGCUCCUCUCCAUCCCUGACUGGUACUUUUUGGAGGCUGUGAUGGCUCCCAGACGAGACAACAAAACAGAGUGUGUUCGCAACUACCUUCACGCUGGAGUGGAGGGAUGGCGGCUGUCAUCAAGGGUGAUCUACCACACAGUGGGGUUCCUGCUACCUUCAGUUGUCCUGAUAUUUUGCUACUCCUGCAUCCUGCGGCGACUGCAGUGUGGCUCGCAGGGCCUCCAGAAGCAGAAAGCUUUCAGGGUCAUCAUGGCUGUUGUGAUAGUGUUCUUUGUCUGCUGGACACCGUACAACAUCACACUUAUGGUGGACACACUUAUUUCUAAUGGCACCUGUGGAGUCAGAGCAGCCCUCAGGAAAGCCAUAGUUGUCACAUGUUCUUUGGGUUACCUCCACUGCAGCCUCAAUCCCAUCCUGUAUGCCUUUGUGGGUGUGAAGUUUCGACGCCAGCUCCUGGACAUUUUAAGGUAUCUGGGCUGCAAGCUGAAGACAAGUGUCCAACUCCAAUCUGUUGGCAGCAGGAGAAGCUCCUUUUGGUCAGAGUCUGCCAACACUUCAAACUCCAUCGCUAUCUGAUUAAAGAGAAACAGACACCUGAUCAUAGAUUGUAUAAGAUUAAGAUUAAGCCUUCUGUCCUGGAAAAGUGAAUCAUAUUCAGAAGUGCAGUAAAACUGAGUUGAUCUCUGUGACAGCCUCCUGCCUCUAGGGCCUGCUGUUGCUUUGUCUUCCCUUUUUUCUGUUUUCUUGUCUUGCCACGCCUGGGUUGAUUCCCUAGGUUGAUCCCCUAGGUGUAUAAAGAGCUGGCUAUUAUCCUCUUACUGGCAGCUCUGUUCUUCAGCGAGGUGAUUCCUCCUCGGCACCAUGUUUUGUUUAAUUACUUCUUUUGUUAGUUUAGUUCCUGUUUAUUGAGUUGGUAACCUUUUGAGGUUAUGUUUUGUAAAUAAAUAUAUUUUGUUCCUUUAGUAAAACCCGUACUUCUCCUCCUUGUUUCCCAUGACUUUGCGCCGGGUCGUGACAAUCUCAUGGCCAGCAGUGGUUAUAAAAAUACCCCUAGUGUAAUAUAGACAAUAACCAUGGUAUGCUUUAUUGUUCAUUUGAUCCAAAAAGGCAACUGGACUUAGUUGAAGCUCUGGAGACAUUUCACUUCUCAUCCGAAAGGUUUCUUCAGUUUCAAAAUGACUGGUGGACAGUGCUAGACAUAUAAGCUUCUGUGAGUUUUAAGUAUGCUUAUGAUCACUUUGGUGGAAUGGUAGUCAGCCUGGCUAUUGACCUCAUUUCACCUGAAGUCAUUAACAUCCUCUUUUGAAGGUGAGCUCUUGGGGCCACCUGAUACAGUAUGUUCAUGGGUCUUCAGCUGUAUUGACAAAAGGGACCAGAUAAAAAGCCAUGAUAAUGAAUUCUAUUAGACUACAUUGCCAUUGUUAGCAUACUCAUAACCCACAGAGGCUUUAAAUUUCUAGUACAACAUUCUUCCUCUCACAAAACUUCUGUGAGUUGUUUUGCCCCUGACUCACGGGCGCCACCUAAUGGUGUAAAUAAUACAGUGCAUGUGAACUACAUGAACAUCAGUUGCUUGGAAUACUGUCCAGGAGAGCAAGUUAACUCAUGAAGCAAAUUCUGAACUCAAAUUGAGUGUUGAAACUAUGAAAAAUUAUAAGAUUAAUUAUUAUAAUGAAAAAAUACAUCCAUGGGUUGCCUUAAACUUCUACCAAAAAUCAUCAACUCUCAUGUAAAGUUCAGAAAUCAUUAUUACACACCAAUGUCAAAAUCAAUACUACGUCCUUGCAUAGACCUUAUUAAACCUUGGGAACCAGUUAAAACUGAAAUUGAAGAAAGAGGAAUGAAGGACUGUAUAUAAUGUGUUCUUGUGUUUAUCUUGUUAUACUCUUUCCUUUGCUUUCCUUUAAUUCCCUGUAGUCCACAUGGCAGCUAAACAUGAGCGUGACGGCUCACUGAAUAAAAAAAACUUUUGCGGUUUUA
Notolabrus celidotus (New Zealand spotty) is the source of this 2901-nucleotide messenger RNA. It is a transcript of the gene cxcr3.1, whose product is annotated as chemokine (C-X-C motif) receptor 3, tandem duplicate 1. The transcript is spliced from 3 exons. The record is from RefSeq and is a predicted model, not a curated record. Gene Ontology annotation, cellular component: membrane. NCBI's taxonomy places the organism in Eukaryota, Metazoa, Chordata, Actinopteri, Labriformes, Labridae. Gene Ontology annotation, molecular function: C-X-C chemokine receptor activity. Bases 286 to 1497 code for a protein of 403 amino acids. Gene Ontology annotation, biological process: immune response; regulation of leukocyte migration; G protein-coupled receptor signaling pathway.